Messenger RNA from Anguilla anguilla (European eel), 2381 nucleotides. Its product is annotated as interleukin-1 receptor type 2. The transcript is spliced from 10 exons. NCBI's taxonomy places the organism in Eukaryota, Metazoa, Chordata, Actinopteri, Anguilliformes, Anguillidae. The record is from RefSeq and is a predicted model, not a curated record. The coding region runs from base 131 to 1399 and encodes 422 amino acids. Gene Ontology annotation, molecular function: interleukin-1 receptor activity.
CAUUGAGAAAUAGCAGGAAUUUCCACGUCAGUGGAGGAAUAUAUAAGUGGGUGAGAGAGGUUCCCCCCACGGUCGUGCUCACAGUCAGAGAGGAGCAGUCUGUGUGUCUGUUACCAUCACUCAGAGCAACAUGAUCCCCAGAGUUAAGUUUGCCUUGGCCCUUGUCUCACUGACCGUUUUACUCUCCAUCAAUGUGGUUGGUGCCAACAGGAUGUCUAAGAUACCCAUGAGAGGGGGCUGCUACCGGCUGUCUGCGGAGGUUUCGGAGUUCCGCCUGCAGGACGAGGCCGUGGUCCUGCGAUGCGAUUCCCUGGAGAGCUUCCUCCGCAGGCAGGGCUUCUCCCAGAGCGAGGGCGCCAUGAGCUUCCGCCGGGUCGACGACGCGGGCCGCGAGGAGCCCAUCCCCGCCGAAGAGAGCGUCCGGGUGAAGGAGCAGCAGCGCCAGCGCCGCCUGUGGUUCCUGCCCGCCCAGGCCGCGGACUCUGGAACCUACUCCUGCGUCUUCAGAAAUGCUUCCUACUGCUGUGCUUCGACCAUUACUCUACGAGUGUACAAAACAAGGCAGCCUGGAAGCCUGGAUGCGAUAUCCUACCCAAAAUUCGCUCUCCCCGGCCAAAAUAUGAAGCUCAGCUGUCACCAUAUAAAUGAAUUCAACAUCACCGGGAGGCUGAAAUGGUACAAGGAGGCCACCCCUAUUGCCUUCUCCAUGAACAGGACACGCUAUCGCAGAGAGACGAACACGUCGUUCACUAUUCGAAACGUCGGCUCCACAGACGAGGGAUUUUACACAUGCCAGCUGCAAGUACUCUUCAACAAUACGGAGUACACUGUCACCAGAGUCACCAAGCUGAGCGUGACAGCUCCUGAACCCAGACCCACUUUACCAAGUGCCACACCCAGCCGCAGCCCAGUAUUGGAGACUGUUCGACCUAAAAUUGUUGAUCCAGUGAACGGCACCUUCUUCCAAAGUACUUUGGGAUCAAGUCUUCUGAUAAUGUGCAAGGCGUCAUCAGGGAACCAAUCAGCAGACUCCACAGAGGUCACAUGGUUCAUAAAUGGCCAGACUGUGCAGGAGUACUCUCUAAGUGGUCACGCUUUAUUGGGAGAUAAAAAGGUCACUGUCGAGAAGGGGGUCAACUACGUCGAGCUGGGGCUUGUAUUCCUGGAGUUAUUUGAGGAAGACACCAGGGCAGAGAUAAAGUGUGUUGCUCAAAACCACAGAGGAAGAGAAGAGGUGGUGGUUCAUGUCAGACUGGAAGACUCCACAUUCACAUGGUUCAUAGUGGCUGCAGCUGGAACUGUUUGUUUCCUAACGGUGGUGUGUGUGAUCCUCUACCAGCUCCUCAAAUCCAAACGAAAGACAGAUUAUAUACUGGCAAGGCAGAAUAGCACCUUUUGAAGCCUAGUGCUGCCCUGCAUGCUCUUGUUUAUAUUAUAAUUCUGUUAGAUACAAACAAAUGGAGACAAAAGUUUUAGUGUGCUACUCCAGUCAUCUUUGGGGUUACACAAAUGAAAAGUGUUGGCUGUCUCCAUCUUUGAGGUAAGGCAAUGGUGACACCUUGACUUUAACCCUUUAAGGUGUGAGGUCACAAAUAUGUGAUUGGAAUGUUCUUAACUGAAAAUUCUAAUGCAGAUAUAACAGUGACUACUGGUCAUUGAAGGCAGUGGAGUUGACAGAGUUUUGAAAAAAAAAAAAAACAUUCUGGAAUAACCUACCCUUCAAAGGGUUAAUCAAGGUAGUCAGUCACCCCUCAGUCCCUGUAACUUUCACUGCCUUUAUAGAAUGUUCCAUCUCACUAAAAAUCAUGGACAUUAUGCACAGAGAUGAUUUCAGCUAGCUCUGAUACUGUGAGGCUAUCCCUGCUAUUGCAGUAUUAUACAUGAUCUUUUGUCAAUUAAUUUGUCGAUACCUACAUUUAUGACAAUAUGUGAACAGAGUAGUAAUAAGUCUUAAAUUUGCCUUGUGUUUGAUUUGAACUAUUGUAUUUUUUUCAUUUGAGUUCUUAAAUGAGAAGUUUUUUGUAAUUAUUUCCUAGGAAUUGGCAUUACCUACAGUUUGGGCAUUUAUAUACUGUAUACUAUAUAUCAGUGUCACUUCAGUUAAAUGAAUAGUCUCCUGUUUUAUUUCUCUUUAAAGUAAUUUAUAUUUUGUAAAAUGUGAAUAUAAUGAGUGAGACAUUAUUUUUGUAGCCAUUCCUGUGUUGUUGAUGUUUAAAUUAUCAGUACUGGUUUGACUUUGCUAUUACUUUGCCCAUUUGUUUUUCAUAUUCUGGUUUUGUCCAAGUGUUUAAUUCAAGGCUUCUCAGACUUGGAUCUGGAGAUCUAAGAAGAAGCCCCCAAUAUUUUGUAUUUUAAUAAAAUAUAAAAUUAAUGCAGAUCUA